CUUACUGCUGAACUGCUGACAACGCCUGCCAGUUGACAAUACGCAACUUCAGCCGCGGUUGAAACCAAUUCUUUUGGGCUCCCACUGAUCGCAAGUUCACAGCAUCUAUCAGCAGUGAUCUCCAAGUAUGCGACUCGAACGAUCCCUUCGAAUGGCUUCGGCUACACUGGCAAUUGUUGCGUUUUUCUUUUCUGUCUACCUGCCACUGCAUAAGCCUGCAGCAGCUGUUGCUGUGCCUGGCAGGCCAAAGGCGAAGGGUAAAUCAGUCGCUGGAAACGCAAAAGGCCCUAAAGCAAGCACCGCUGCAAUUUCUGAAGCAAGCAAGCUCUGGCCUGGCUCAGACUCUCUCGAAAUACCCCCAGAACUCAACACAACCUUUUGGAUUCUAGAGAAGGAUGAAGAUCGCAUGUGUUACAACGCGACUUUUGCCAUUUUCAAAAUGUUCAGCCUAGAAGUGCCUGACAAAACCUGCCAUGUUCGCGAUCGAGGAAUAGUGUAAGGCCGCAGGGUGAGAUGCGACCUCACAUCAGCUCGGAGGCCUCACCAAUCAGAUGGCAUAGCACGUGCUCCCGGACUUGCUGUGCUGGCAGCUCCUUUAUAUGCUCUCUUCUUACCUUUUCCAUACUUUAAUCUCUUCCACAUCUCAUUCUCAGGCCUACUACAUACGUAUAGUCGCUUGAGUGGUGAAAGUGGAGGAGCAGCGACGUAAGGAUCCUAAGGCCUUACAA
This is a messenger RNA of Protomyces lactucae-debilis, 728 nucleotides long. RefSeq lists its product as uncharacterized. Lineage: Eukaryota; Fungi; Ascomycota; Taphrinomycetes; Taphrinales; Protomycetaceae. Bases 128 to 499 code for a protein of 123 amino acids. The transcript has a single exon. The record is from RefSeq and is a predicted model, not a curated record.